Messenger RNA from Camelina sativa (false flax), 2203 nucleotides. RefSeq names its product receptor-like kinase LIP2. NCBI's taxonomy places the organism in Eukaryota, Viridiplantae, Streptophyta, Magnoliopsida, Brassicales, Brassicaceae. The record is from RefSeq and is a predicted model, not a curated record. Gene Ontology annotation, biological process: protein phosphorylation. Gene Ontology annotation, molecular function: protein kinase activity; ATP binding.
UUUGUCUACUUCAUCUUCUUCCUCUCUUUCUAACUUUCAUUUUUCUUUUCCGUUUGUUUCUCUUUUUACGUUACGUCGGUCCUUCAAUCUCCAUGAAGGACCCGACCAAUUGCUAAAUUCCUAAAUAAAACUUUUUUUUAUUCAAAAAAACUUUUCUCUGUUUUGUUAUUGAUUCCGAUCAUUCAUCAUGCACUGUUUUCCGUGUUUCUCUUCCUUAAAGAGCAAGAAAUCUUCAGCUACGAAUGAGACUCAAGACAACGAAACUAUACCACCUGAGAGGAGACGAACAGAGGAAACAGAGGAAACUGAAGGAACGACGUUGAAGACAUUCACUUUCCGGGAAUUAGCGACGGCGACAAAGAAUUUCCGGCAAGAAUGUUUGUUAGGAGAAGGUGGAUUCGGUAGAGUUUAUAAAGGAACCCUUAAAUCUACUGGCCAGGUGGUGGCUGUAAAGCAACUAGACAAGCAUGGAUUACAUGGGAACAAAGAGUUUCAAGCUGAGGUUAUAUCGUUAGGCCAACUUGAUCAUCCGAAUCUUGUUAAGCUUGUUGGCUACUGCGCCGAUGGAGAUCAAAGGCUUUUGGUCUAUGAAUAUAUCUCUGGAGGUUCACUUCAAGACCAUCUUCAUGACCGUGAACCGAUGAGUUGGACAACUAGGAUGCAGAUAGCGUAUGGCGCAGCGCAAGGGCUUGAUUACUUGCACGAUAAAACGAAUCCACCCGUGAUAUACCGAGAUUUGAAAGCUUCAAACAUUUUGUUAGACGAUGAUUUUUCUCCUAAGCUUUCUGAUUUUGGUCUGCAUAAGCUAGGACCAGGGACAGGUGAUAAGAUGAUGGCUUUAUCUUCUCGAGUUAUGGGAACUUAUGGUUACUCCGCCCCUGAGUACACUCGAGGAGGAAAUCUCACUAUGAAAUCAGAUGUCUUUAGCUUUGGAGUUGUGUUGCUUGAGCUCAUCACCGGUCGAAGAGCUCUUGAUACCACUAGGCCUAAUGAUGAACAAAACUUAGUUUCUUGGGCACAACCUAUAUUUAGGGAUCCUAAGAGAUAUCCGGACAUGGCAGAUCCGGUUCUAGAGAAGAAAUUCUCAGAGAGAGGGUUAAACCAAGCAGUGGCAAUAGCUUCAAUGUGCGUACAAGAGGAAGCAUCAGCUCGUCCUUUGAUAAGUGAUAUAAUGGUGGCCCUUAGUUUCCUUUCAAUGCCUACAGAAGAUGGUGUUCCCACAACAGUUACGGCAUCCUUUAAGGACAAGAGUAUGUCUAUAGCCUUAAGCCGGCAUGAUUCAAAUCUUGUAUCUCCUGCUGCUGAGCUAGCUACGGAAGAUGACAAGUCUAGUAGUACAUCAUCAGACGAAGAAGCAUCUUUGGAAAACGAAAAAGAGAGUGUGAGUAAGAAGAAACUUGGAGAGGAAGAUAGCCCAAUGGAAUCUGAUGAUGGGUCUGAUUCUAACUCUGAACAUGAAAAUGACCAAGAUAGUCCACAACUAAAGCCUGUUGAUGAGAAGAACGCGGCGCAAAGCUUGAAGAUAAGCUAUAGAUAUAGCUGGGAAGAUAUAGAUGUCAAUGAUGAGAGGCUAAGCAGCCAGAAAUCAACUGACGAAAGCACUUCUUCACACUAUGAUAGCGACAGAGAUCAUGAUUUGCCUAGAGAGGAUGAGAAAGAGAAAGAGAAAGAAGAAGAAAAAGAAAAAGAAGAAGAGGAAGAGGAAGAGGAAGAGGAAAAGCAUAGUCAUCUUGAGCACAAUAAUAGCUCAAAAACUGAUGAUGAUCAAAGUGUUUACUAUGAUAAUGAUGAUGAUUCAAGAGAUGACAAUAAUGAAGCAUCUUUGAAGCGGAUAGAAACAGAGGAUGAGAUUGAUCGUGUUGAAGAUGACAAUGGAGGCUCUUUGCAUCAGAUAAAAUCAGAGGUUAAGACUGAUACUGUUGAAGACUGACUUGUUUUAAAAAAAAAAAAAAAAAAAUUAUUCAUCCAUUUUAAAAUGACACAGAGUUUGAAUCUUUUUUGGGUUUUAGAAACUCUCAAUUGGGUAAUUAAUAAUCUAAACAAAUUAUAUACUCAUCUCUCUAUGUCUAUGUCUCUUUUAUGUAUGAUGAAGAUGUUUGGAUUGGUAGAUAAAAGAAGAUGUAUUGAGAAAACAAAUCUCAUGUUUUGUAAUCCUCUAUUAAUUGCUUCUUUUGAAAAAGAAUGUAAUGUAUUUUCCUUAAAA